GUCUCACAGUCGCCUGUGAAGCAACGCAGUUCACACAGUCGAGCCCAUUUCCUUUAAGAAGACGCCGGUGGUUUUUUUCUUGUGACAUCAGUGAACAUUAGUCACUUGAAGGCUUCACCACUACAUGCAGCCCUGGAGCCUUGCACCUUUGAGUGAAUCAACCUGGACGGGGGUACACUGUGAGCAGCGCUCUAUCAGGACAAGUAUGAACAUGGACGUAAAGGCAGCAUGAGGGAACGUGUUGUGGAGGGCUGAAAAGAAGAAGAAACAUUAACACACAGGAAGUAGGAAGUGUGAUCAGCGAUAUCCCCGGCUUGUGUGUGCGUGAGUUUGUGUGUGUUUGAGUGUGUAUUUAUGCGUGUGUGUGUGUGGGUGCUCGUGUGGGGGGCAUGUGUGUACUGAACCGCUGACCUGUGCUAUGAGUUAAGGACAAUGUCUCUGAAACUACGCAACUGGGACUUCAGCACCUUCAAGGGUGACACAGCUCGAAUAGCGCGCUCCAAAAGUGUGAUACCGGGAGAAGGAGCCCACAGCCCGGGCUCAACGCGCUCCUCCAGGUCCAUGGAGAGGCCGCUGAAGGCUGGCUGGCUGAAGAAACAACAGAGGUCUUUAGUCAAGAACUGGCAGCAGCGCUACUUUGUGCUGAGAGGAAGCACUCUGACCUACCACAAAGAUGACAAGGAGACCGCUGUCCAGGGAAUCAUCCAGCUUCGCUCUAGCAAAGUUAAUGAACUUCCUCCAAACUCAGAUGACCCUGGGAAGUACCUCUUUGAGAUCAUACCACGUACCACAGGGGACAGAGAGAGAUGCCCCUAUGUGUUCAUGGCGAACUCCCAGAGUGACAUGGAGGAGUGGGUCCGGACUCUGCGCAGAGUCAUCGGAGCACCAACAAGUGGAGUGUUUGGAAAGAGUCUCAUGGACACUGUAACAUAUGAGCAGCGCUUUGGUGCUCACAUGGUGCCGAUCCUGGUACAGAAGUGUGUGGAGUUCAUCAAAGAACAUGGGCUAGAGGAGGAGGGUAUCUUCCGUCUCCCUGGUCAAGACAACGCUGUCAAACAGUUCAGAGAUGCCUUUGAUGCUGGAGAGAGGCCCUCCUUCCCAAGUGACACAGACGUCCACACGGUGGCGUCACUACUCAAACUCUACCUGCGGGAGCUUCCUGAACCUGUGGUGCCCUGGACUCAGUACCAAGACUUCCUGGACUGUACCAACCUACUGGACUAUAACAGUAAAGAGGGUUGGGAAAAGUUGGAAAAACAAAUCGCUCUUCUCCCCAGAAGCAACUACAACCUUCUCAGUUAUGUGUGCAGGUUUUUGUUUGAGGUGCAGCUGCACUCCAAGGUGAACAAGAUGAAUGUGGAGAACUUGGCCACUGUGAUGGGGAUCAACCUGCUUAAGCCUCAGAUAGAAGAUCCCAUCACUGUGAUGAAGGCGACUCCUCAGAUCCAGAAGCUGAUGACAGUGCUGAUCAGACAGCACGAGGCUCUGUUCCCUCUCUCCAAAGACGUGCUUCACUCCCCUCCCUCCAAGAAGUCCGAAAGCCAAAAGAACACUCCGCGAAGCUUCGUGGGCUGGGAGUCUGCAGAGAUGGGUGAUGCAUCUUUGUCUGAGUCUCCGGAAGAGGAGGAGGAUAUUGAGAGUCCAGGUCCCCUUAGAGGAGACUGCAGCCCCCAAACACCCGUGAAGGAACCUCAGUCUCCUACUACAGACGACUGGCUCGGGGGUCAACGCAAACGCACUCAGACCCUGCCCACCUUCAACUGCCCCCUCACCGGGAUGGCCGCCAAGGCCGAAGCCCUCAACAGGUGGAGUCGCAUCCAGGAGAGCACGGAGGAGAAGAGCGGGACAUUUUCCGAGGACAUUUUUAAGCUCCUGGACCUGAAGAGUUCGGGGUCGCUGUUUGGGGGGUCCCAGACGAGUAACAAGGAGGGAGAGAAUAGAUUGACGGCCCGAAGAGGAAGCGACAACACAGGUUCUUCUACCACUAGCUCCCCAAAACCUGAAAGUGACCUCCCGCCCAUCCGGAUGCUGCUUCAUCAAAGGAGUGCAGGCGCUCUGGGUGUUUCAGGUCCACAGGUCAACAGCAAAUCAGAAGAGAAGAAGGACAACCAGCAGCUUGUAGAAAGUUUGCAGCAGGAGACCAAGGAGUUGAAGGCCGCUGUGGCUGAGCUCCAGUCUGCUCUGGAAGAGGAGCGCCGCCGUGUGGCCGCUCUGGAGAUCUGCCUUAAAAAUGCUGAGCUCAGCCGUGAUGAGGCCCAGAAACGCAACAAGGAGCUGCAAACAGACAUUCAACGGUUCCUCACCAGAGAGAAACAGGCUCCCACCUAAAUGCCGUUGUCUGUCUCUGUAGUUAUUUUCAGAGGAGCUGGUCAUGGAAAAUACUAUCGUGACCCUCCUGACGCUGGAUUGUUUGCGUUUGAGCUCUGUGUGGCCUCAGAGGAUAAAUUAUUGCAAGUUUGUGUCUGUUGUAUGAGAAAAGUCUGUUAAGAAUAGUCCUCAAUGUCACUAUUCACAUUAUGGGCAUCGAACGCAAGUUAAAAGGAGUGAAUGAACUACAAUGUCAGCUGUGCUCAAACGCUGUGACCAGAGGACAACUGGGCUUUAUAACAAUAAUGUUGGACAAUACAAAUACUAUGCGUCACAUGGACAACAUCAUCUGAGGCUUCAUUUUUAGUGGUAACUUAAUAAAACUGCAAAUCUGA
Molecule: messenger RNA, 2702 nt
Organism: Mugil cephalus (flathead mullet)
Lineage: Eukaryota; Metazoa; Chordata; Actinopteri; Mugiliformes; Mugilidae
Gene: arhgap25
Product: Rho GTPase activating protein 25
Exons: 11
Coding region: 433-2328 (631 amino acids)
Biological process (GO): actin filament organization; activation of GTPase activity; negative regulation of small GTPase mediated signal transduction
Cellular component (GO): phagocytic cup
Molecular function (GO): GTPase activator activity
Source: RefSeq, a predicted model, not a curated record